UUAACUCUCAACUCAAAUUAUACCCUUACAAAAUCAGAUGAAAAGCACGCCCACUGUCACCCCCACAAAGCCUUCAUUUCUCAAGCCGCUACAGAUCCGUGUCAAACCUAAACAAGCCUCUACAACCGUGGAUUAAUUUUUAAUCAUUCAAUCUUUUCAAAAGUGGGAUCUAUCCACGUGACAACGCUUUAAUCAAUUAGAAGUCAUCGUUUCGGUUUUCUGAAGCUGUAAAGACCUUCAAAUUUCAUCUUAACCGAUGCAGAUCAGCGAAAUUUACCGUCCAGUCGUUUCUUUCUCUCUCUCUCUGUCUGUCUUGCUAUCAUGGUGUCUGUGGCCGCCAAAUCUGCUAAAGUUAUGAAAACGAAGAAGCCGUCGGGUCCCAAGAAACCUAGGGCACAUCCUCCUUAUCUCGAGAUGAUUAAGGGGGCGAUUGUGGCUCUGAAGGAGAGGAGCGGUUCGAGCCAGAUAGCGAUUGCGAAGUUCAUCGAACAGAAACAGAAAAAUUUACCACCGAAUUUCAAGAAGCUUUUGCUUGUUCAAUUGAAGAAGCUCGUCGCCGGCGGAAAGAUCACAAAGGUCAAAAACUCGUUCAAGCUCUCUGUGGCGGAGAAGCCCAAGGCUGCAGCCACCACCGCCGUUAAGAAGGCAGCUCCGGCGAAGUCUAAGACUGGUGGUUCUGUGAGGCCAAACGCUGCAACUCCGUCUAAGGUGAAAAAGGUUACCACCAAGGCGAAAGCAGUGGCAAAGCCGAAAACAGUGGCAAAGCCGAAAAAGCCUGCGAAGACUGCGGCGGUGACAACGCCGGGGAAGAAGGUUCCGAUGAAAGCUGCAAAGCCGGCGGCGGUGAAGGUUAAGAAGCUGAAGAGCAUAAAGACGCCGGUGAAGAAAGUUACGACGAAGAAAGGGAAGGAGUGAGAUUGUUGGGUUCGUGGUCAGGGUUAGGGUUAGGUCUGUAAAUUUAUUAAUCGGUGGGGGCUUAGUUUGAAUGACAUAUGUUUUCUUUUUGUUUUUUUGAUAUUUUUGUCUUUUCCUUUCCUUAGUUGUAGUUUGAUUCGUUAGUGUGUGUUAAAAGGCUUUCUUUCUAAAUGCAGUUUUAAUUGAAGACUGAAUCGUUUGUGUGUG
Molecule: messenger RNA, 1122 nt
Organism: Cornus florida
Lineage: Eukaryota; Viridiplantae; Streptophyta; Magnoliopsida; Cornales; Cornaceae
Product: histone H1-like
Exons: 2
Coding region: 322-915 (197 amino acids)
Biological process (GO): chromosome condensation; negative regulation of DNA recombination; nucleosome assembly
Cellular component (GO): nucleus; nucleosome
Molecular function (GO): nucleosomal DNA binding; double-stranded DNA binding; structural constituent of chromatin
Source: RefSeq, a predicted model, not a curated record